AUGGCUGCAGGAGUUUUGCUGCAAAGUGAACUACCGUAUUCUUCGUUGCUAGAGAGCAGUCUGUAUCUUGCAAAUAUGAGUUCAGGAAGUUCGAGGCGUCCAACAGCAAAAUACACUAAAGUAGGGGAGCGCCUUCGCCAUGUCAUUCCUGGUCACAUGCAGUGCUCAAUGGCAUGUGGUGGACGUGCUUGCAAGUAUGAAAACCCAGCUCGGUGGAGUGACCAGGAGCAAGCCAUUAAAGGGCUCUACUCUUCUUGGAUAACAGAUAAUAUAUUGGCUAUGGCUCGACCCUCAACAGAAUUAAUUGAAAAGUAUAACAUUAUUGACCAGUUUGAAAGAUGUGGCAUAAAAACUGUAAUUAACCUUCAGUGUCCUGGGGAGCAUGCAAGCUGUGGGAAUCCACUGGAACAAGAAAGCGGCUUCACCUACCUUCCUGAAGCUUUUAUGGAGGCUGGAAUUUAUUUUUAUAAUUUUGGAUGGAAAGAUUAUGGAGUGGCAUCUCUCACUACUAUACUCGAUAUGGUAAAAGUCAUGGCUUUCGCCUUGCAGGAAGGGAGGGUAGCUGUUCAUUGUCACGCAGGACUUGGUCGGACAGGUGUUCUAAUAGCUUGCUACUUAGUUUUUGCAACAAGAAUGAGUGCUGAUCAAGCAAUUCUUUUUGUGAGAGCAAAAAGGCCUAAUUCUAUUCAGACUAGAGGGCAGUUAUUAUGCAUCAGAGAAUUCACUCAGUUUUUGGUUCCUCUGAGAAAUGUAUUUGCAUGCUGUGAGCCCAGGGCACACACAGUGACACUGUCCCAGUACCUGACCCGUCAGAGACAUCUGCUCCAUGGUUAUGAGAGUAGGCAUCUCAAAAACGUGCCAAAACUUAUUCAUCUAGUUUGCAAAUUGUUGCUGGACUUGGCUGAAAACAGGCAAGUGAUAGAGGCAGAAUUGUUAGAUAUAGCAGACCUCUCAGCUGAAAUUGAAAAGACUGUUUCUCAGUUGGCAUCCACACAGAUAGAUAGAGAACUCACAAGGCAGGACAGUGAUACAUUGGACUCCUCCCACACUCACUCGUCCACUUUCGAGACCCAGGAUUCUCUUUUCUCUCUGGGACAUGAAUGUGAUCCUCUUUGGAAACGAAGGAAUGCCGAAUGCCUUCAACCUCUUACUCAUCUGAAAAGGCGUUUAAGCUAUAGUGAGUCAGAUUUAAGGAGAACUGAGUUUCUUUUAGAACAAGGAGAUACUGCAUGGACAGUACCUGCUCAGAUACUACUGUGCAACAAACUUAAGCAGAACAGCGGUGAGGAAUGCUCUGCCACAGGUGAACAAAAGCCACAGUUGGAUUUAAACAAAGAAGCGUUAGUGCGUAAUACGUGUAUGUUCUGGAGUCAAGGUAAAUUUAAUUUGGGUGGACGAAAAGAUGGAUCCUCACUUUAUCACAGAAGGAACUCUACCAAAGAAGUACAGCGCAGCAGAACCUUUUCUUCAGGUCUAGCAUCUAUCCACAAUACCAGGGAACCUGGAACGCCAAGGCAUAAUUUUGCCAGUGAGAUUGGUCAUAGAAAAGACCGCAAGACUAAUACGUAUAGCAGAAGAGUCUAUGUCUCCGAGGACUCUGAUUCUUCUUCUAAAGUGAACUUUUCCAUUGGAUAUGAGAGCCAAGGUAGCAAACAUGUGUCAGAGGCAAUUCCACACAUUGUCUUGCAGUCAGAAUUAAGUUUGGAAGCCCGAAGAGUUUUGGCAGCAAAAGCGCUGGCAGAUAUAAAUGAAUUUCUGGAAGAAGAAGAAGUGAAGCAGAAGGUAGAAAUGUGGCAGAAAGAACUGAAUUCUCGAGAUGGAGCUUGGGAUAAAAUCUGUACCGAGAGAGAUCCUUUUAUCCUCUGUAGCUUGAUGUGGUCCUGGAUAGAGCAGCUGAAAGAACCUAUUAUAUCCAAAGAUGAUAUUGACAUGCUGGCAAAAAAUUGCACAGAAUCACAGGAUGCACUUUACUUACUGAGAAAGGAACAGUGUCAGACUAUCCUUUGUAUUUUACACUGUGUGGUGAACUUGCAAACGCUACCAGUUGAUGUGGAGGAGGCCUUACUGGCUCGUGCUAUUAAAGCUUUCACUAAGACAAGCUUUGAUUCUGAAAAUGGACCGUAUGUUUACAAUACCUUGAAAAAAGUAUUUAAACAAACACUGGAAGAAAAAAGAAAAAGGUUCGAUGAAGGAACAGAGAAUCCCUCUUGAUUUCUGCACAGCUAUACCAAAGAAUUAGAGGGAGUUUUAGUGACAGUUGUUCUAUCUACACAGUUCUAAAGAACAGCUCCUGUGUGACCGUACUGUAGCAUUUGGUUUCAGGUACUAUGC
This is a messenger RNA of Gavia stellata (red-throated loon), 2331 nucleotides long. RefSeq names its product protein tyrosine phosphatase domain containing 1 (gene PTPDC1). The transcript is spliced from 10 exons. The coding region runs from base 1 to 2211 and encodes 736 amino acids. Gene Ontology annotation, biological process: cilium assembly; protein dephosphorylation. Gene Ontology annotation, molecular function: protein tyrosine/serine/threonine phosphatase activity. NCBI's taxonomy places the organism in Eukaryota, Metazoa, Chordata, Aves, Gaviiformes, Gaviidae. The record is from RefSeq and is a predicted model, not a curated record.